AUGGCAGGCGGCCACUUGAAAUACCGGCAUCUAAACCGCGACUCCGCACACCGAAAAGCCCUCCUGCGAAACCUAGUCACAUCGCUUUUUGAGCAUGAGGCUAUCCAAACGACAUGGCCUAAGGCCAAGGAGGCACAACGCCUGGCAGAGAAGCUGAUCACAAUGAGCAAGAGGAACACGGAAACGAGCAGGCAGAGGGCGCAGGCAGUGUUUUUUAAACCCGAACUCAACCACAAACUCUUCGGCCCCAUCCGCGAACGCUACCUAAAUCGACCAGGCGGCUACACGCGCGUCCUACGCAUCGAGCCCGCAAAGGAAGACCAAGCCCCCUCCGCCAUCCUUGAGCUCGUCGAUGGACCGCGCGACAUGCGCUUUGCCAUGACAGCGCGGACUCUGGCUCGCAAGCGCUCGGAGGGUGAUAAUAGUAUGAAUGAACUUACGGCUAUGAAUGUGUUGAAGGUUACGAGGUUUAGGCCUGAUGGGGAGAAGUCAUUGGAGAGGGAGGUUGAGAGGAUUCAGAGGGAGCAGAGGAGGAAGAAGGAGGAGGAGGAGGAGAAGGGGGAGGUUGAUUAG
Molecule: messenger RNA, 573 nt
Organism: Paracoccidioides brasiliensis Pb18
Product: ribosomal protein L17
Exons: 2
Coding region: 1-573 (190 amino acids)
Biological process (GO): translation
Cellular component (GO): ribosome; mitochondrial large ribosomal subunit
Molecular function (GO): structural constituent of ribosome
Source: RefSeq, a predicted model, not a curated record